AUGCCGGUGUGUACAUCUUGUCAUCAAACUAAACCGGACGAAGCUUUUUUUCACAAGAACAAAAAAUGGAAAACAUGUCAACAUUGUAUCGAGCUACGAGCUCUCAAGAAACAAAGGACAAAAAGAAAACGUGAAGAAGAGAAUAGUAAUGCCGAAGAAGUACGAGUCUCUUUGAAAACUGUAGGCCUUAUGGAGUUGUCAGCCUUUGUUGCUUCUGAAAUUAGAGAUCUUAUUACAAAUGCAGCUACUGGCCCUGAUGGAAAUCCUUUAUGUCCAGCUUUAGGUUUAAGAGUUUCCAUAAACAUUUCUAAUAUGAUCACUGGCAGUGAACAACCUAAAGAUAUUGCACGUUGGAUAGUAGAAGAAAUAGAAAGAGCUGAUGAAUAUAAUUGGACUUAUAAUUGUAUGAAUACCUCAAUGCGACAUAAAGAUGUAGCCAAAUUUUAUUAUGUUUGUAGUCAAUCUAUUGUAGCAAUGAAAGAAUACAAAGAAGGAUCAAACAGAAAAAGAAUGGAAAGAUUUCCUUGUCAAGGAAAAAUGCAAAUGAAAAUCGAUAUACCAGCUGGUGAAGCCAUGCUAGAAAUUAAUCAUGGUCUACUUCAUAACAAACCUGCUAUUACUUCAGAUAUUAUCGAAGAGUGUAGAAAAGAAAUUGAAGAAAAUCCUCAUCUGAAUCCUAUCCAACUUCGCCAAUUCCUGAGAACAAAAAAUGUUAUUAAAAAUUAUACACCUAGACAAAUUCAUUCUUAUUGGGAGAGAAUUGCUUCAUUGAAAGCUCCUGAGCUUGUUGCUCAAUAUUCAGUAAUUUCGCCACCACCAGUUCAUUUCACGCCACAAUCAAUCACUGCCACUUCUUCUACUUCUGCCUCUACCAAUCCCACCAAUAACACUUCUGCGUUACCAAUCAUUGAUAAUUUCAUCGUUCCAACAAUUCCUACAUUUCAAAAUUUUGCUCAAUUAUCUGUAGUGAACAGAUUUAAUCAUAAUGAAUAUCUUGAAUAUGUUAAUAAGCUGGAACAAUUUUCAAAAAGAGUUAGAAAUCAAUUGGAUCGUGGAAAUUAUGUUUGGCUGGAUACCGUCAAGAUUAUGACAGCUGGAAUCAUUGAAAUGGAAAAUGAUAUAGAAGAAUUAGAGAGACGAAGAGCCAAUGAAAGAGCUAGCAAGCCAUGGACAUUACAUUAUAAAUAG
Molecule: messenger RNA, 1188 nt
Organism: Entrophospora candida
Lineage: Eukaryota; Fungi; Glomeromycota; Glomeromycetes; Entrophosporales; Entrophosporaceae
Source: the annotation of a GenBank genome assembly